AUGCGCUCGCUCAUAGCGCUUUUGGGUAUCACAGCCGUCUUUGCUACACCUCAGACGCCUCUGACCGUCAACAAGCACGCUUGGGAUGCCGUACCAACCCCCACAGUUCACCUAGACGAUGCAACGUUCACAGGAGAGAUCUACUACGAUACCGCCCAGUUCCUGGGCAUUCCGUAUGCCGAGCCGCCAGUCGAGGAUCUCAGGUUCAGACCCCCGAAACCCGUGGGCAAAUAUGUGGGUGAUCACAACGCCACCGAAUGGGGGUUUUCUUGUCCACAACAGCGUAUAAAAAUACCGGGAAAGAAGGACCCAAACUUGGCAAAGAACUUGGAUAGUGCUGUCGAUCCGAUGUAUGAGAAGGAUGUGCCCGAGAAUGAAGAUUGUCUUACCAUCAACGUUGUGACGCCUCUGAAUGCGGGUACGACAGCGAAUCUGCCCGUACUGGUGUGGAUUUAUGGAGGCGCUUUCGAAUUUGGAGGGACAGCUUCAUAUAAUGGAAGUUCCAUUGUCAGUCGUGCCACCAAAUUUGAGACGCCGAUCAUCUUUGUUAGCAUGAACUAUCGUGUCAAUGGAUUUGGUUUCAUGGCAAGCAAGGAAGUUAAAGCUGCUGGUGUCGGUAACCUUGGUCUUGAAGAUCAACGCCUCGCUCUUCGCUGGGUUCAGAAAUACAUUAGCGCCUUUGGUGGCGACCCGAAGAAAGUAACAAUCUGGGGACAAUCCGCCGGUGCAAUCUCUGUAUCACUCCAGAUGAUUAUGAACGGUGGCGACAACGAAGGCCUCUUCCGUGGCGGAAUCAUGCAAAGCGGAGGUCCCAUUCCGGUCGGCGACAUCGAGCACGGUCAAAUAUAUUACGACGAUGUGGUCAAGAAGACGGGAUGUGAAGACGCGACGGAUACGCUGGAUUGCUUGAGGCGGGUACCGUACUCGAAGUUGAAAGGGGCUAUAGAUGAGAGUCCAGAUAUCUUUGCUUUUCAGGGAUUAGUGCUGGCGUGGCUUCCGAGGGUCGAUGGACGCGUCUUGGUGGAGCCGCCUCAGCACUCGGUCUUGGGGGACAGAGUAGCCGAUGUACCCUUUAUCACAGGCACGUUAUGCUUUGGCUUGAUUGCUCUUUCUGUCACCGACGUACAUCUACGCGACUUUCUUCACGACUACAUGGCGCCGGAGGCGACGGACCAUGAGCUCGACCUCGUACUGCUCCACUAUCCUUCUUUUCCGCCCGCCGGAUGCCCCUUCGAUACGGGCUUCAGAAAUAAUUUAGGACCGCAAUUCAAGCGCAUCGCUGCUAUCCAAGGAGACAUCGUGUUUCAUGGACCUAGGAGGAUGAUGUUGAACUUCAACCUGGCGAGGAAGGAGAAAGCUUGGUCUUUCCUGAGCAAGAGGAGCAAGUGGGUCCCGUACAUUGGAUCGUACCAUGGCCACGACCUCUCCAACAGUUUUGGUACAGGCGAAAUGAGAGACUACAUCAUCCGUUUCACAGUCAACCUCGACCCGAACGGGCGUGUCGGCCUUGGGAUCCCUUGGCCCAAUUACGAAGUCACGAAUCCGAAGGCGCUGGUCUUCCAGGACAAUGCAUUAUUCCCAAUGAAGAUACAGACGGAUGAUUAUAGGAAGGAGGCGAUUGAAUUUGCGGGAAAUUUGUCGCUGAUCCAUCCUAUUUAAAGGGUAGAGCUGAGAGAGAUCUGGAUACCGAGCCACGCAAGAUUUAUUUUGCAGAGGGGGCUCUUGUUUAAGACCGUAGCCGCGUGACUGGUGUUGAUUUUGUACCCACCUGAUUUUUCUUCCUCUGAUCUUCCUCUGAUCUUAUGUACAAUAUUUUGAUACUCAGUGACACUUAUGCUACGUU
Messenger RNA from Stereum hirsutum FP-91666 SS1, 1843 nucleotides. Its product is annotated as carotenoid ester lipase precursor. Lineage: Eukaryota; Fungi; Basidiomycota; Agaricomycetes; Russulales; Stereaceae. The record is from RefSeq and is a predicted model, not a curated record. Bases 1 to 1659 code for a protein of 552 amino acids. The transcript has 15 exons.